ACCCUUUCUCGGCGCCCUCUGUGAUGAUAAUCGCAACAGUUGAACUACGUCCUACAUAAGCGUCAAUAAAUUAAAGUAUCUUGCAUAAUGUUCUUACAAUAGAAAUUUAUAGAUGUGAAACGACAUUCAAAGUUUAUUUGCUCAUGUUUUCGUUAAUUACUUUAUAAACAAAUAGUAGUAUUUAAGAAUAGGGAUUACAUAUAUAUUGAAAUUUCGAGUAUAAUUUUAUCAACAUGAUCUUGACAUUUCUUUAUAUGGUAGCAACAUCAAUCCAAUCAAGAAGAAUUUUAUUCUUAAAGAAUCAUCUACGCAGUUUAUUUCAAGGAGACACAACCACUUAUCCAUCAAUAAUGUUUUAUAAUAAAACACUAGCUUCAAAUAAAGAAUCAAAUUCUCCAAUGAAUGAUUGUGAAAAUGAUGAAUUUAUGACUUCUUGUCUAUGUAUAAAUAAAAGUGAUGCUAGACUAGAAGAAUUACUAUGGUACUAUGAUGAUAUGAGAUUGUGCACUAUAUUUCCUCAACAAAAAGUUGACAUCUCAAGUUGGUUAAUGUAUCAGUAUGGAAAAACGUUUUUUCCUUUACAUAUAAAUAAUCGUAAUGGAACUUUGUUACAAUCAGAGUACAAACUUUAUAUUCUUGUUGAAGCUGAUCUUGAAAGCUAUAAUCCUGUUGCUGCAACACAUGCUACAAAGGUCGAAGAUUAUGGUUUAAUUAUUACAUGGACAGCAAAUAAAAAUGUCGAUUUAAUUAUAGAGUCUGAUUUAGACAUGGUUGCAAAAUUUUUUAUUGCAGCAAUGGAAGGUCAAUGUUAUAUUAAUAAUGGCUUGUUGUUGAAACGAAUAGAAACUGUCCUGAUAUCAGGAAAGCCUUGUCUUUACAAUAGUGACGUGUUGAAUUCAUCCCCAAGUAAAAAAUUUAUAGACAAAGAGGAAUGGAGAAUGCAUACGGAAAAAUUAAAAUCAUUAAGCGACACUGCCAAACUUGCAUCCGAGAAAUGCAAACCAUUUGAAGUUAAGGACCUUCCAGGCUUAAUAAUAUAUCCAGAAAAUGCUGUAACGAGCGCAGAUAUUGAACUGAUGAAACGUGUGGAGUCUAAUGAAACACUAGAAAGUGAAUGUAGAAGUCAAGUUUCUACACCAGUUUCUACUACAACUAUUCCUCAAUAUGAAGAUCAAUUAUCUCGAGAAGAAAUACAAAAGAUCACAGAGGAUACCACUAAAUUUCAAGGUGUUCCGCAUUCUGCUAGUAAAUCACUUGAUAUGCUUGACAAUUUAGAAGAUGUCUCUAGUAGUAUAAGCACCAAACAAGUAUCUUGCAGUGAUAUAAAAAGUACAAGUAAACCUUUUGAACCAAAGACUUUUUAUGAUGCUAAGAAUAUCAAAAGAACAUCAUCUGCAAGUCCUUUCAAAAAUUCUAUGGCGGAGAUAACAACAAAGUUAUCAAAAACGAAUGUAAAACCACCAAAUGUCCUAAUAUAUGCUGAUAGUUUUAUUGCACGUAACAAUGUAAAGAAUGUUUUGGAAGAAUCUCUCGGCACGGAUAAAUACACUAUUUAUGUGUUAUCAUCAGAAGAAGCACGUAAUGACACUUGGAUAGAAAAUGCAGCUUUAGUGGUUGUUUGUGGAAACGUUGGCAAUGAGAUUGGAAGCCAAAUCGUAGAAUAUAUUCUUCGCGGUGGUAAACUGCUCGCUUUAUGCUCUGAUGUAAUUCAUAUUUUACUUCCAUCAUUUAAAACAGCGGAAGUACGAGAAAAUGAGCUGGUUCAUUUUUCCUAUGGGAAAUGGAAGCACGUACGCAUGAUGCAUCAUAUAUUUUGUUAUCAGGCAUCUCCUGUAAGGACGAGAUUUUCGCAGGAUCAUGAAGACGUAAAAGUGUCUAGUGUAUCUCCACCAGCAUCGGUAAGCGUAAAAGAUAAAAAGGGAAAUUCGCAUUCAUUUGAUCUAAAAGUACUUGGAACAGAGGAAACUUGGCACACACCAAGUAUUUUACUUGCCACUCUUCCAAAAAGUGGUGGAAAGCUUGUUUUUUCUCAAAUACAUCUAGAAGUUGAUCCAAUGCAAUAUGAACUGGAAGAAAGUAAAUUUAAUGCUUUGAAGGAAAGUAAUGCAACUAGAUUGGAAAUAUUCAAUGAUUUAUUGAAAGCACAUCUUCAAAUGGAAAUUCGUAGUAAUUCACAAAAAACUGCACCUGCAACUUAUACGCCUGCCUUCUUUUUGGGGCGUCACGAGCUAAAGGUACAAUUAUUAGAAAGAUUGAAGGAUGAAAUGAAAGGAGGCGACACUUUAAAAAUGCCAAAACUGGAAAUCCAAUUUUGUAAAAGCAGCACAGUUCCACGACCCGCUUCAAUUUCAUUCCUGCCAAUUAUGGUUUAUCAAUGUCCUGACAAUUUCUCAACUGUAGAAUAUUUUGAGAAUUUAACAACAAAGGAAUUGGGACGUUUGGUUAUAUAUGCUGAGAUAAUGACCUCAUCAAUGAAUAUAUUUAAUGGCCAUCAAUUGGAGCAUGGUUUAGCUGUUAUUAUUCGUCAACAAACUCAAGGACAAGGUAUGUAUUCAAAUACGUUUCAUCGAAUAUCAUGCAAUAUAUUAUGUGCAAUGUUGUGCAAAAUAAAACAGUAUCAGCAUGCCUAACUAGAAUUUUGCAUA
Messenger RNA from Frieseomelitta varia, 2645 nucleotides. RefSeq lists its product as uncharacterized. The record is from RefSeq and is a predicted model, not a curated record. Gene Ontology annotation, molecular function: biotin--[biotin carboxyl-carrier protein] ligase activity. Gene Ontology annotation, cellular component: cytoplasm. Bases 234 to 2630 code for a protein of 798 amino acids. NCBI's taxonomy places the organism in Eukaryota, Metazoa, Arthropoda, Insecta, Hymenoptera, Apidae. The transcript has 13 exons.